Messenger RNA from Ziziphus jujuba (common jujube), 669 nucleotides. RefSeq lists its product as uncharacterized. NCBI's taxonomy places the organism in Eukaryota, Viridiplantae, Streptophyta, Magnoliopsida, Rosales, Rhamnaceae. The transcript has 2 exons. The coding region runs from base 54 to 467 and encodes 137 amino acids. The record is from RefSeq and is a predicted model, not a curated record.
UAUAACACGUGGAGAUAAUAAUAUCCACUCUGUCGUGGCGACUGAAAACAGCCAUGGCGGGGCUCCUCAUCUCCAACCCAUCCUCAUUCACUCUCCCUCUACCCUCCCCACCACCAACACAACAGCCUUCAAUCAAACCUCCACACUCGGUCUUCUUCCCGGUGGUUCGAUUUUCCGGCGACCCAAUAUGCCGGAAAACCAGAGGAAGAGGACUAACAGUGGUGACACGUGCAGGUCCCGGCACCUCCAGCUACAUAUUCGCAUUUGUUUUGCCUUUAUCUCUCUUAGCUAUCACUGUGUUUACCUCCAUUAGAAUCGCUGACAAGCUCGACGAAGAUUUUCUCGAGGAGGUUGCAAUUAACCAAGCAAUCAUGGAAGAAGAUGAGGAGGCAAACGAUAUUGACCUGCCUUUAGAAGAACAACCGACCCGUUCUCGUGCUCGAAACCGGCCCAAAAGGGAAAUUUAGACUCUCUUAUUUUGUUUUUGCAUAUGUUAGAUUUAGAUUAAGGAGCACAAUGGAGGAAAAAUGAAAAAGAAAAAAAAAAUUAUAUAGAAGAAGGAAGAAGAAAAGUAUUCGAAGGUCACCUGUAGUUCCCGGUUGGCUUUCUAUUUUGUAAUGACAAAUUUGGUAAUAAUUUGAAAUGCAUAUCUAUUGAGCUUCUUUUAAA